Messenger RNA from Impatiens glandulifera, 1193 nucleotides. RefSeq names its product tetraketide alpha-pyrone reductase 1. NCBI's taxonomy places the organism in Eukaryota, Viridiplantae, Streptophyta, Magnoliopsida, Ericales, Balsaminaceae. Bases 93 to 1076 code for a protein of 327 amino acids. Gene Ontology annotation, molecular function: oxidoreductase activity, acting on the CH-OH group of donors, NAD or NADP as acceptor. The record is from RefSeq and is a predicted model, not a curated record. The transcript is spliced from 5 exons.
UCAUGUGCCUUUAUUCUAUAUAUAGAGAGAGAGAUGGAAAUGUUGUUUUGCAGGGAGGAAAGAAAGGUUAAGCUUGAGGCUGAUGAUCAAACAUGGAAUCUAAAGGGAAAGUUUGUGUGACUGGAGCAUCCGGAUUUCUGGCUUCUUGGCUGAUCAAGAGACUGCUUUUAGCUGGUUAUCAUGUUACUGGGACAGUUAGGGAUCCAGGGAAUGAGGAAAAAUUGGAACAUUUGAAGAGGCUUGAGGGAGCAAAGGAGAGGCUAGUUUUGGUAAGAGGUAAUCUAAUGGAGGAAGGAAGCUUUGAUGAUGCAAUAUUUGGAUGUUCUGGUGUCUUUCAUAUUGCUUCUCCUGUAUUAGGCCGUCCAACUUCUGAUCCUAAGGCUGAAAUACUGAAACCAGCUGUUGAAGGAACAUUGAAUGUGCUGAGAUCAUGCAAAAGGAAUCCAUCGCUGAGACGGGUGGUUAUCACCUCAUCUUCUUCAACUGUAAGGGUUAGGCAUAAUAUUGAUCCAACCGUGCCUCUGGACGAGUCAUGUUGGAGCUCAUUGGAACUCUGCGAGCUCCUCCAGACAUGGUAUGCAAUGUCGAAAACAAUGGCAGAAAAGGCAGCAUGGGAGUUCUGUAAGGAGAACAACAUAGAUAUGGUGAGCGUGCUUCCAUCGUUUGUGAUAGGGCCGAGCCUAUCACCAGAACUGUCUGCAACAGCCUCAGAUAUCCUCGGUUUGCUUAAAGGGAAAACAGAGAGGUUUGAGUUGCACGGAAGGAUGGGGUAUGUGCACAUAGAUGAUGUGGCUAAGUGUCAUAUACUGGUGUAUGAACGAGAAGAUGCUCAAGGUCGGUUCCUUUGCAGCUCCGAUGUCAUAGAUAACAACCAGCUUCUCACCAUUCUCUCGACCCGUUACCCUUCCAACUUCCCCGAUCUCCCCACCAGGUUCAAAGAGCUUGGACGACCAAAUUAUGAGUUGAAUACAUCAAAGUUGGAAGAAGGGUUGGGAUUUAAGUUCAAGUCUAUUGAAGAGAUGUUUGAUGAUUGUAUUGCAUCCUUGGCCGCCCAAGGACAUAUUUCUCUUAACUAACUUGUAUCAAUCGGAUCCGCCCUUAUUAUGCAACGAUAAGGAUCGGAGGGCGGAUCCGAUUAUGAAGCAUGUGUUAUUUUGUUUUUAUCAAAAUAAAGAAAAAGACACCUAACAUAU